Molecule: messenger RNA, 1297 nt
Organism: Mytilus californianus (California mussel)
Lineage: Eukaryota; Metazoa; Mollusca; Bivalvia; Mytilida; Mytilidae
Product: talin rod domain-containing protein 1-like
Exons: 2
Coding region: 449-1297 (282 amino acids)
Molecular function (GO): actin binding
Source: RefSeq, a predicted model, not a curated record
AAACAAAAUACGACUAGUAUUUAUGUUAAGGAUAAUCGUUCACAAAAAAUAGCAAUUUUUGCGCGAAUGUAAAAAUAAAACUAUUUUUCUAGCGAUUGUACGUUGUAAACCGUCAAAUCACGUCUAUCACGCGAUUUGAAAUCUUUACCGCUUCCUGCUUCUAAUAUGACCACGCCCACGCCACCAAAAGAGGAUUUAGUUUGAAACUGACGAAAACGAUGCGUACUGCAAGUGCAAAGAAAAUCUGGCUCCCUUUCUCAUCUUAUUAUGAAAAUAUACAAAAUGUCGAGAUUUAACAUAUUUUUUUUUAUAUGCAUUGCAAACAUGAACAAAAAAGAUGCAGCCUGAGCCUGUGAACCUUUAUUAUUGAUAUUUACAUUCAUAAAGACAUAAUGGUAUUGCAGUAUAUUGAGUGUAAAGCACAUUAAACGAAAGAAUACAGAAUGCAAUGAAUGCAAGCAGCUCAAGAACUUUAGCAGCAAUCUGUGAAUCAUGCACAACUAAAAUCCAAGGUGUUGCAGAAAUGCUACUUUUGUCAUGCUGUGUGCGACCUGUGCUUACAGAAACCAUAAGAUUUCUACCAUCAGAAAAGCUUCAUGACUCUAUUACUUCAACACUUAGAUCAAUUACGCAACUAUCACAAACUUUGGUCUCCAACGUUCACAUGAUUUCUGCAAAAUGGAUUGAAAUAUGUGACUCAGUUGAAGAACUGUCUUCUGUACUAAUUAAAUUUAUGGAAAUAAUUUGCCAUGCCUGUUAUCUUAUAACUGUAAACUUUGCAAAGUGUACUUUAGCAGAAACAGGAUUAAUAGAUAAAUAUUCCGUUUGUUACUCAGGGCUUGAAAUCAAACUAAGUUGUUUCAGAUUGAAACGAACACGCAUUGACGAACUUUCUCCACAAAUUAUCAUAGAUCUGUGUUCUAAUAUAUCCAAGCAUAUUGCUGUGAUAACUGACAUCUGUCGAACUGCAGGGCAAAAUGUUAAAGAUGAGGGUCUACAAGAUCAGUUUAAACUUAGUGUCAAAAGUGUAACUUGUGCUGCUGGAUGUCUCAUAGCAAGCAUCAAAUCAUACAAAUCAAAUCCCAACAUUACCCAGCAUUCCAGAGUGAUGGUUUUCUGUGAACCUGUUAUAGCAUCGUCUCAAGCACUUGUUUCAUUUGCUACAGAGAAAGACUUUAAUGGAUGCGAAGGAUCAUUAACAGAUCAAUCUAGAGAUGUUCAAAAAAGAAUUUUAGGUUCCUGUAUGAGUGAGAUAUAUCUGUCUCCAUACAGCACUGUAAAACUGGUAAUUUUCUGA